AUGACCUCGCGCCUGGUGCUGGCCAUUGGCGACCUCUUUAUCCCCGACAGGGCUCCGGAUCUACCUGCGCGGUUCAAAAAACUCCUCACCCCCGGAAAGAUCGGCCAGAUUCUCUGCCUGGGCAAUCUCACCGACCGCGAGACCUUUGAGUUCUUCCGCCAGAUCGCCCCGGACCUACAACUCGUCAAGGGCGACUACGAUGUCGACUCGCCCAAUCUCCCUCUUUCCAAAGUCGUGACCCACGGUAGUCUACGCAUCGGAUUCACCCAUGGCCACACCAUCAUCCCGCCGGGCGAUGCGGACGCCCUGCUGAUCGCUGCCCGCCAGAUGGACGUUGAUGUCUUGCUGUGGGGGGGCACGCACCGAUUCGAAGCGUUUGAGAUGGAGGGUCGCUUUUUUAUCAACCCUGGAAGUGCGACGGGGGCUUUUACCACUGGCUAUUUCCCCGAGGGCCAGGAACCGACGCCGAGCUUUUGCCUGAUGGAUGUCCAAGGAGACGUGCUCGUUCUUUACGUAUACCAACUGAAAACCGACGACAGUGGAGCCGAGACAGUCGCUGUUGAAAAAGUGUCUUUCCGCAAGCAAGGUGUUGCGACAUCUUGA
Messenger RNA from Talaromyces rugulosus, 603 nucleotides. RefSeq lists its product as uncharacterized. Gene Ontology annotation, cellular component: endosome; retromer complex. The transcript has 4 exons. Gene Ontology annotation, biological process: intracellular protein transport; retrograde transport, endosome to Golgi. The coding region runs from base 1 to 603 and encodes 200 amino acids. Lineage: Eukaryota; Fungi; Ascomycota; Eurotiomycetes; Eurotiales; Trichocomaceae. The record is from RefSeq and is a predicted model, not a curated record.